AGUGUGGGAGGCGCUAAGGGAGCCGGCAACCACCGACCGCGCUCCCGUCCCGUCCCGGUCCCGCGCGGCAGGCACCGGCGAUGCCGCGGGCAGGCGGCCCCCCGGGGGUACCGGGCUCGGCGCUGCUGGCGCUGGCCCUGUGGCUGGCAGGGUCUCCGGGCGGCGGGCAGCACUACGACUACUACGGCUGGCAGCCAGAGAGCCUGCCCCACGGGCGCUUCUACGGGCGGGAGCCGCAGUGCCUCGAUAUCCCUCCCGACAUGCAGCUCUGCCGCGACGUGGGUUACAAGCGCAUGCGGCUGCCCAACCUGCUGGAGCAUGAGACCAUGGCUGAGGUCAAGCAGCAGGCCAGCAGCUGGGUGCCCCUUCUCGCCAAACAGUGCCACACCGACACCCAGCUCUUCCUCUGCUCCCUCUUCGCCCCCGUCUGCCUCGACCGGCCCGUCUACCCCUGCCGCUCCCUCUGCGAGGUGGUGCGUGACUCUUGUGCCCCUGUCAUGGAGUCCUAUGGCUUCCCCUGGCCCGAGAUGCUGCACUGCGGCAAGUUCCCCUCCGACCAUGAGCUCUGCAUUGCCGUCCAGUUUGGGAACAGCAAGGCCACCCCACCGCCAGUGUCCAAGAUCUGCACCCAGUGUGAGAUGGAGCACAAGGCAGAUGGCAUGAUGGAGCAGAUGUGCUCCAGUGACUUUGUGCUAAAGAUGCGCAUUAAGGAGAUGACAGAGGAGAACGGGGAGCGGCGGCUGGUGGCUGCUCAGAAGAAGAAGGUGCUGAAGCUGGGCCCGCUCAAGCGCAAGGACACCAAGAAGAUGGUGCUGCACAUGAGGAACGCGGGCACCUGCCCCUGCCCGCAGCUCGACAGCCUCAGCGGCAGCUUCCUGGUGAUGGGCCGCAAGGUGGGCAGCCGCCUGCUCCUCCUUGCCGUCUACCCCUGGCAGAAGCACAACAAGGAGAUGAAAUUCGCCGUCAAGUUCAUGUUCUCCUACCCGUGCCCCCUCUAUCAUCCCCUGCUCUAUGGGGCUGGGCAGCAUUAGGGCUCUGCCCACCCUGCCUUGUCCUAGGACUUCUGCACUGGCCCCAUGCUGCACCCCUGGUUGUACCCAAGGGCCCCUGCUCUGCUCCCCUCAGCCCCUUGGCUGUGCCCCGGGACCCUGCUCCAUGCCGCAAGGAUUCCUACUUGCAUAUGUGGGAGCCUCAAUCCACAGCCAGGAACCCUGCUCCCUCCUGAGGCCCCUGUUCUGCUCCCAGGACCCCUGCCCACAGGCAGGAGCUGAGACUGCACCCAGGGCCCUUGCUCUGCACGCUUGUGAGCCCUGGUUUGCACCACAGACACUUGGCUACUUCCAAACCCCCUGCCAGGAACCCCAGGGGCUCUUGCCUGCACUCAAGAUACCUGCUUGGCCCUCUUGGCUGCUCCUGUGGCCCCUGCCCAGCUCCCUGAUGACAUGCCCCAAAACUCCAGCCCACCAAAGCAUCCCAUGCCCUCAUACUGAGCCCACACCCCAGCCCUGGAUUAUCCCACCUUCACAGGGACACACUCCAGCUGAGACAGGUCCCUCCUGCUCCACUGUCCCCAGAGACCAAGUGCCUGGAACAGCAGGGCUCCUACCUGGGCUCCCCCACCCUGUCCAUCCCACAUGGCUCAUUGAGCAUGUGAGGGGGUCCACUUCCAAGCCCCCCAGACCCCUCCUGCUGCAUCCCUCACCCACAUCCCUACCAAAACCCAGCCCAGGCACCCCUUGCCCAUCCACACCACAGUAAAUUAUUCCACGUCAGAAAA
Messenger RNA from Pezoporus flaviventris, 1777 nucleotides. It is a transcript of the gene SFRP5, whose product is annotated as secreted frizzled related protein 5. Gene Ontology annotation, molecular function: Wnt-protein binding. The transcript is spliced from 3 exons. Gene Ontology annotation, biological process: canonical Wnt signaling pathway; negative regulation of canonical Wnt signaling pathway; non-canonical Wnt signaling pathway. The coding region runs from base 81 to 1031 and encodes 316 amino acids. Lineage: Eukaryota; Metazoa; Chordata; Aves; Psittaciformes; Psittacidae. The record is from RefSeq and is a predicted model, not a curated record.